Molecule: messenger RNA, 714 nt
Organism: Lathyrus oleraceus (garden pea)
Lineage: Eukaryota; Viridiplantae; Streptophyta; Magnoliopsida; Fabales; Fabaceae
Exons: 4
Coding region: 1-714 (237 amino acids)
Source: RefSeq, a predicted model, not a curated record
AUGAGGAAGGUUGUGUGGGACAUUCUGGUGCAUUGCUAUGAAGUUGAUGCAUCAAUGAAGAAGGUGAAGCUUCAGUCUCUGCAUAAGCAGUACGAGAAUCUCAACAUGAAGGAUAAUGAGAAAAUACCAGAUUACAUCUCCAGAGUAAUUCUGAUUACUAAUGAGAUGAAAUCUUACGGAGAGACUCUUUUUGAACAAGUAAUAAUUGAAAAGGAAAGGAAAUCAGAAGAAGCAAACAUAGUUGGAGGAGAGUCUGAUGAUGAACCUGUGCUAUUGAUGGCUUCUGAAUCUGAUGGUGGAUAUUUGGUAGACUGGUGGUAUAUGCACACUGGCUGCUCAAAUCACCUAACUGGAAACAAGCAAUGGCUAAUUAAUUUUGACUCUAGAAAGAGGACAAAAAUCAGAUGUGUUAAUGAUAAGUAUCUGAAUGCUAAAGGAAUGAGAAAUGUCAAGGUCAGAGUGAAGAAUGGGAAAAAUUUUCUAAUCAAGGAUGUUUGGUAUGUUCCUGGCAUAAAGAGCAAUCUAAUGAGUGUAGGGAAGCAACAAAACAUUCAAGGUGCAAGCAAGAAUGCCCAAGACUCGUCAAGGGAAUCAGGCGUUCCAGGCUCACGGGAAGAAGUUUUUGAAGUUACAGUAGCUCUGACACGGCUACCCGUGUUUCCUGACACGGCCCGUGUCAGGGGAAGGAAAAAAGAGGUUAAAAUAGUGGGCUGA